Molecule: messenger RNA, 2223 nt
Organism: Pyrus x bretschneideri (Chinese white pear)
Lineage: Eukaryota; Viridiplantae; Streptophyta; Magnoliopsida; Rosales; Rosaceae
Product: vacuolar cation/proton exchanger 3-like
Exons: 13
Coding region: 220-1626 (468 amino acids)
Biological process (GO): calcium ion transmembrane transport; intracellular calcium ion homeostasis
Cellular component (GO): plant-type vacuole membrane
Molecular function (GO): calcium:proton antiporter activity
Source: RefSeq, a predicted model, not a curated record
CGUUUAGGAUUUAUUCUGAUUCAAGGGAUAUUUUAAUCUAGAGUAAAGAACGGGGAGGGGUAUUCGAAGUUGAAUUUGCAUGCUGAAGGGGAGCACGCUGCACUAACAAACUUGCUUACGUCCAGGUCUGCAAUAUGGGCUUUAUUAAAAACAGUGAUGCCCGUGUUCGGAGGUGGAAUUCUUGUUGAUUUCUUGGCAUAGAGUUUUUACUUCCACCUCAUGGAUUCUGAUAACCGUUACAACAACAACAGCAACAACAAUAGUAGGAACAACGAAGCAGCCACAAUAAAAAUCAAUUCCCAUGCCGAGGUUUCAGCUCCACAGAUGGGAUCAACACAGCCCAAAUCAGUGUUUGAGUUCGAGGAUCAGAGCCUAGUUGGGGGUGAGAAACAUUCAUUGGAUGAGGCUCCCCUCAGGGAUCUUUGUUCUGGUGGUGCAAAUGACUGUUGUCCCCAUGUCAUGAAUAGUGUGGUCGAUAGCAUCAGGAUUGUAGUUUUCUCUGCCAAAAUUAAUUUGCUCAUGCCUUUUGGCCCUUUAGCAAUCGUGGUUGAUAAAUUAACCGGCCAUCAUGGUUGGGUCUUUCUUUUAAGCUUGUUGGGAAUCAUACCUUUGGCUGAGCGAUUAGGAUAUGCAACGGAGCAACUGGCUUGCUAUACUGGACCAACAGUUGGAGGCCUUUUAAAUGCCACCUUUGGAAACGCAACAGAAUUGAUAAUAUCAAUUUAUGCUCUGAAAAGAGGCAUGAUUCGUGUUGUUCAACAAUCCUUACUAGGCUCAAUCCUAUCGAACAUGUUGCUCGUGCUUGGAUGCGCAUUCUUUGCUGGUGGACUUGUGCAUUCACAGAGGGAGCAAGUGUUCAACAAGGCAACUUCAGGAGUGAACUCUGGAUUGCUAUUGAUGGCAGUCAUGGGUUUGCUCUUUCCAGCAGUACUGCACUCUACUCGGACAGAGUUGCACUAUGGGAAGUCUGAGUUAUCUCUUUCAAGAUUCACUAGCUGCAUUAUGCUCGUUGCCUAUGCUUCAUAUCUGUUUUUUCAAUUGAGAAGCCAGCAGAAUUUAUAUAUUCCAGUUGAUCAGUCAGAGAAUCACACCGAAGAAAAUUCAGAUGAUGAAGAGGCUCCUGAGAUCUCUAAGUGGGAAUCCAUAAUAUGGCUAUCAAUUCUAACCGUGGUGAUUUCGGUCCUCUCAGAAUAUUUAGUUAAUGCUAUAGAGGGUGCAUCUGUUGCAAUGAGCAUCCCAGUAGCGUUUAUUAGUGUUAUUUUGCUCCCAAUUGUUGGGAACGCAGCAGAGCAUGCUGGUGCUGUUAUGUUCGCCGUGAAAGACAAGCUUGAUAUAACUUUAGGAGUGGCAAUUGGCUCAUCAACCCAGAUAUCUAUGUUUGGAAUUCCGUUUUGUGUGGUGGUUGGGUGGUUCAUGGGGUGCCCUAUGGACUUAGAUUUCCAACUGUUUGAGACAGCGACACUUUUCAUAACUGUUCUGGUGGUAGCCUUCAUGCUGCAGGAGGGAACAUCUAAUUACUUCAAAGGACUGAUGCUCAUUCUUUGCUACAUUAUCGUCGCUGCGAGCUUCUUUGUACAUAGAGAUCCUAAAGCGAUACAGGAUAAGCCCCAGAACCCGAAGCAGUAACUGAACCAUCGAAGUGAAUGAUCAAGGACGAAUGCUCAUAGUUCAUGUCAUGUACUGAAGAAGCAGAGGUUUUGCCGGCUGGCCUCCCAAAAUCAUGAUGAUUACGAGUAACUUUUUUGGUCACGCUGGAUAGUUUUGCAUGUCGAAAUAGUACACCUGAUGCCGGAAAAUGUGUUGCUAGUUUCCUCACUUUGCCUAGGCAGCCAGUGGAUGUAUGUAUUUCUGUCCCAAUGCAGCAUUGGAGCAGAGAAGAGAGAACUGGAUAUUAUAGGAUUAAAUUUUUAAUUUGUUGCUCAUUGCUAAAAAAAAAUAGGACUGGUAUGUAAAAGAUUCAGCAAAUUAACUGUUGAGAAUUAAGUUGCAUACUAGCUUAAAUCUAACCUGCAUAUGAUAAUCCUGCAGCUAGACUUGAAGAGGAAGAUGAAAUCAAAGAAAUGACGAAGAACUUACUAUUUUUAGUAGUAGCCGUUAGUCUUUAAAUUGUAACGGCUAGUUUACUUUCUGUUUUUAGUAAGUUUCACAGCUGGUAUUCCUAUCCUUUGGAAUCGUAUUAUGUCACUGGAUCCAUUCCCAAGUGGAAGGAUCGUAGCCAUCGAU